Eptesicus fuscus (big brown bat) is the source of this 4016-nucleotide messenger RNA. It is a transcript of the gene PTK2, whose product is annotated as protein tyrosine kinase 2. The record is from RefSeq and is a predicted model, not a curated record. The transcript has 32 exons. Gene Ontology annotation, molecular function: ATP binding; protein tyrosine kinase activity. NCBI's taxonomy places the organism in Eukaryota, Metazoa, Chordata, Mammalia, Chiroptera, Vespertilionidae. Gene Ontology annotation, biological process: signal complex assembly; protein phosphorylation. Bases 33 to 3221 code for a protein of 1062 amino acids. Gene Ontology annotation, cellular component: cytoskeleton; focal adhesion.
AAUAUGACAGGUACCUAGCAUCUAGCAAAACAAUGGCAGCUGCUUACCUGGACCCAAACUUGAAUCACACACCGAAUUCGAGUGCCAAGACGCACCUGGGUACCGGUGCGGAACGGUCCCCGGGCGCCAUGGAGCGAGUGCUAAAAGUCUUUCAUUAUUUUGAAAGCAACAGCGAGCCGACCACUUGGGCCAGUAUUAUCAGGCAUGGAGAUGCUACUGAUGUCAGGGGCAUCAUUCAGAAGAUAGUGGACAGUCACAAAGUGAAGCACGUGGCCUGCUACGGAUUUCGGCUCAGUCACCUCCGGUCCGAGGAGGUUCACUGGCUCCACUUGGACAUGGGCGUCUCCAGCGUGAGGGAGAAGUACGAGCUCGCGCACCCGCCGGAGGAGUGGAAAUAUGAAUUGAGAAUUCGUUACUUGCCAAAAGGAUUUCUAAACCAGUUUACUGAAGAUAAGCCAACUUUGAACUUCUUCUAUCAACAGGUGAAGAGUGAUUAUAUGUUAGAGAUCGCUGACCAAGUAGACCAGGACAUCGCUCUGAAGUUGGGCUGUCUAGAAAUACGGCGAUCGUACUGGGAGAUGCGGGGCAAUGCACUAGAGAAGAAGUCUAACUAUGAAGUAUUAGAGAAAGAUGUUGGUUUGAAGCGGUUUUUCCCCAGGAGUUUACUGGAUUCUGUCAAGGCCAAAACGCUGCGAAAGCUGAUCCAGCAGACGUUCAGACAGUUUGCCAACCUCAACCGCGAGGAGAGUAUCCUGAAGUUCUUCGAGAUCCUCUCCCCAGUGUACAGAUUCGACAAGGAGUGCUUCAAGUGCGCGCUCGGGUCAAGCUGGAUUAUUUCGGUGGAGCUGGCGAUCGGCCCCGAGGAAGGCAUCAGCUACCUCACAGACAAGGGCUGCAACCCCACACAUCUGGCCGACUUCAAUCAAGUGCAGACCAUUCAGUAUUCCAACAGCGAAGACAAGGACAGGAAGGGGAUGCUCCAGCUCAAGAUCGCGGGCGCGCCCGAGCCUCUGACAGUGACAGCACCGUCCCUGACCAUUGCCGAGAACAUGGCCGACUUGAUCGAUGGGUACUGCCGGCUGGUGAACGGAGCCUCCCAGUCCUUCAUCAUCCGACCCCAGAAAGAAGGCGAACGGGCUUUGCCAUCAAUACCAAAGCUGGCCAACAGUGAGAAGCAGGGCGUGCGGACACAUGCAGUCUCCGUGUCAGAAACGGACGACUACGCCGAGAUCAUCGAUGAAGAGGACACCUACACCAUGCCCUCAAAAAGCUAUGGAAUAGAUGAAGCCAGAGAUUAUGAGAUUCAAAGAGAAAGAAUAGAGCUCGGACGAUGUAUUGGAGAAGGCCAGUUCGGAGAUGUCCACCAAGGCAUUUACGUGAGCCCCGAGAAUCCAGCUCUGGCGGUUGCAAUUAAAACCUGUAAAAACUGUACUUCCGACAGCGUGAGAGAGAAAUUCCUGCAGGAAGCCUUAACCAUGCGCCAGUUUGACCACCCUCAUAUCGUGAAGCUGAUUGGCGUCAUCACGGAGAACCCGGUCUGGAUCAUCAUGGAGCUGUGCACUCUCGGAGAGCUGAGGUCAUUUCUGCAAGUCCGGAAGUACAGCUUGGAUCUGGCAUCCUUGAUCCUGUACGCCUACCAGCUUAGCACAGCUCUCGCGUACCUGGAGAGCAAGAGAUUUGUGCACAGGGACAUUGCUGCUCGGAAUGUUCUGGUGUCCUCAAAUGAUUGCGUGAAAUUAGGAGACUUUGGAUUAUCCCGAUACAUGGAAGACAGUACUUACUACAAAGCUUCCAAAGGAAAAUUGCCUAUUAAAUGGAUGGCUCCAGAGUCCAUCAAUUUUCGACGCUUUACCUCAGCUAGUGACGUGUGGAUGUUUGGUGUAUGUAUGUGGGAGAUACUGAUGCAUGGUGUGAAGCCUUUUCAAGGAGUGAAGAACAAUGAUGUGAUCGGGCGCAUUGAGAAUGGGGAGAGAUUGCCAAUGCCUCCAAAUUGCCCUCCCACCCUCUACAGCCUUAUGACGAAAUGCUGGGCCUAUGACCCCAGCAGGCGGCCCCGGUUCACUGAGCUCAAGGCUCAGCUCAGCACAAUCCUGGAGGAGGAGAAGGCUCAGCACGAGGAGCGCGUGAGGAUGGAGUCCAGGCGGCAGGUCACAGUGUCCUGGGACUCCGGAGGCUCCGACGAAGCUCCGCCCAAGCCCAGCAGGCCGGGUUAUCCUAGUCCGCGGUCCAGUGAAGGAUUUUAUCCCAGCCCACAGCACAUGGUGCAGACCAACCAUUACCAGGUCUCUGGCUACCCUGGCUCACACGGAAUCCCAGCCAUGGCAGGCAGCAUGUACCCGGGACAGGCAUCCCUUUUGGACCAAACAGAUUCGUGGAAUCACAGACCCCAGGAGAUGUCCAUGUGGCAGCCCAGCGUGGAGGACCCUGCGGCACUGGACCUGCGCGGGAUCGGACAGGUGUUGCCCACACACCUGAUGGAGGAGAGGCUGAUCCGGCAGCAGCAGGAGAUGGAGGAGGACCAGCGCUGGCUGGAGAAAGAGGAGAGGUUUCUGAAACCCGACGUGCGGCUCUCCCGAGGCAGCGUGGACAGGGAGGACGGGAGUCUCCAGGGCCCGACUGGAAACCAGCACAUUUACCAGCCGGUGGGGAAGCCAGAUCCUGCAGCUCCACCAAAGAAGCCACCACGCCCCGGAGCCCCCGGCCACCUGGGCAGCCUUGCCAGCCUCAGCAGCCCCGGGGACAGCUACAACGAGGGCGUCAAGCCGUGGAGGCUUCAGCCCCAGGAGAUCAGCCCCCCGCCCACGGCCAACCUGGACCGCUCCAACGACAGGGUGUACGAGCACGUGACGGGCCUGGUGAAGGCGGUCAUCGAGAUGUCCAGCAAGAUCCAGCCCGCCCCGCCCGAGGAGUACGUCCCCAUGGUGAAGGAAGUCGGCCUGGCCCUGCGGACGCUGUUGGCCACUGUGGACGAGACCAUCCCCGGCCUGCCGGCCAGCACGCACCGCGAGGUCGAGAUGGCCCAGAAGCUGCUCAACUCGGACCUGGGCGAGCUCAUCAGCAAGAUGCGGCUGGCGCAGCAGCACGUGCUCACCAGCCUGCAGCAGGAGUACAAGAAGCAGAUGCUGACGGCCGCGCACGCCCUGGCCGUGGACGCCAAGAACCUGCUGGACGUCAUCGACCAGGCCAGACUGAAGAUGCUGGGGCAGGCGAGGCCGCACUGAGCGAGCCGCUCCCGACACUCCUGUGCACCAGCAGCGGGGCCGCCGCGGGGCAGCCCGACGCCCGGCGCUUCUGACUGACAGCUGGUGGAUGAGCUCUCAGCGUUUAACCACAUUUUGAUUUGGGUUCAUUUUUUGUUGUUUCUUGAAUCAUGGUGUUCAGAAAAGUCCGGAUCCAAAAUGUGGCAUUUUUCUAAGAAUGGAACUGUCCGGGAGAAGCGUUAGGGUCGUGCGGAGACUGUGGCAGGAAAUGGCCGGACUUGCUAGAAGCGCGAGGAGGAGGGGGGCCCGGAACAGUGUGCGGACUGGGCCCCGCUGUGGGCAGACGCCCUUCGGCUGCACGUGCUGCCACCACGUCCCGGAGGGCGAGGCUGAGCGCCGUGUCUGGAUGACGUGUCGUUCUAGAAAAGCACGACAGCCCUCGCGCCUCCGGCCUCUCGCUCACGGGGCCUGGGGGACGCGGGGGGCACGGCGUGGAGCGCACGGACUCUUCACGGAACGGCGAGCCAGUUUGUAGCGAUGUUCUCAGCAGAAACGCUGUGCCAGCGCCUCCCGCCCCUUUUCUAUAAUUUAUACCGAGAGAGGAAAGCCAUGACUGCCCUGCCGCCGCCGCCGCCGCGCACUGACCUUCCUCUGUGUCUUCCCGGGCAGCAGGCCAGGGCGGGGGCCGGCGGCCGCCCGCUGCCCAGGCAGGCCCUUGGAGAACUGCGCCCUCCCUUUGGUUUGCUGGGGGAUCUAAGUUAUUCUCAGGAAGAAUAUGAUGACCUGUACAGUGACUCUGACCUAUUAAACAGGUGU